AUGAAUAAAAUGAUUAGAAGGAACAGAUUUGGUGAUAGUUAUGAUGAUAGAGGAACUCCGCGUUAUCCUGAGAAACGCCCAGGUGAUUGGGUUUGUGAUGUUUGUAAAUAUCAAAACUUUUCUUAUCGAAGUGAUUGUCGUCAAUGUGGAAAUAGACCUGUCAAACGUGAUGUAGCAGAGGGAGAUUGGUUAUGUCCAAAAUGCGAUUUUUAUAAUUUCCAAAGUCGAUCAAAUUGUUUCAAAUGUUCAACACCAGCACCAUCAUCACUAUCGUCAUCUGAAAAUUAA
Molecule: messenger RNA, 288 nt
Organism: Entrophospora candida
Lineage: Eukaryota; Fungi; Glomeromycota; Glomeromycetes; Entrophosporales; Entrophosporaceae
Source: the annotation of a GenBank genome assembly